This is a messenger RNA of Topomyia yanbarensis, 6168 nucleotides long. RefSeq lists its product as uncharacterized. The transcript is spliced from 2 exons. Gene Ontology annotation, biological process: DNA integration. Gene Ontology annotation, molecular function: nucleic acid binding. Bases 651 to 6026 code for a protein of 1791 amino acids. NCBI's taxonomy places the organism in Eukaryota, Metazoa, Arthropoda, Insecta, Diptera, Culicidae. The record is from RefSeq and is a predicted model, not a curated record.
AUAAAGUGGUUCUCUUUUUGAAAGGUGAAAUACAGUUUUAAAGUCCCCGGUAGCAUUUUCUUUCGGAUCAUCGGUGACGCGGCUGCUGAAUACCCGAAACGCCCUGCAGGAUCUGUGCUCUACUGCCUUCGGAGAGGUGAGAUUGGUGCACUUCCAGGUUGAUCCCAACAUCUUUUGGUGCCGUGACCAGGAUCGCUCUGGAGAGCAUCCAAUCGCUGGAACUAAGGACGCCAUUACGAUCUGCAGUAGCGUGAUCGUAGGCCCUUGAAGCCCUUGGACAACGCCAUCUUUCCCACGCCAGUAGUCGAACAAAGGUGCUUUGUUCUUGGGAAUAAUUCAAAGCCUAUUGUAAUAGCGAAACGGUGAGUAGCACUCCAAGGUCUCACUGACUGCUCACAGGUACGCUUUAGAUCCCUGCUUUUUCCCUUUCCGAGGAAAUUCUUCAAACUUGAUCAACCUUUCAAAUCGAGCGGAACAUACCAACCGAGGUACCAACUUCCUUACACAACUCAGGACGAUUACGACGGUUUCAAAACGAUUAAUUGGUUAAUUGGUGCGCUGGUCAUUACUCGCUGGAUUCGUGGUUGCUGGACAUAUUUUUCAUACAAGGCCCUAUAAGCCUUGCCAAAGAAUUCUUUCACGUGCUAAACAUGGAGCAUCCUCAGAUGCCAGAUGAACGGCGGAAACAACAGCUGGCUCAACGGAGGACAACCCUACUGGCUUCGCUUGGACGUGCGGACCAGUUUUUGCAGCGGUAUCAGGAGGAACGGGACGGCUUCGAGGUAGCUAUACGCUUGGAAAACCUCGAGGAAAUUUGGCGGGAACUAUGCGAGAUUCAACUGGAGAUUGAGGACGGCGAAACAAGUAACGAAGGUAUGAUGCUCAAUCUCAGCUAUCGCUCUUCCUUUGAGACACAAUAUUUUAAAAUAAAAGCUGGCAUGCGAUCUAAACUUGCUCUUCAAAUUUCUCAAUCUGGCAACCUUCCCACUAACCCCCCUCCACCAAUCAACACGCUUAGAGGACUUAAGUUACCAACAAUUUCUUUGCCUGAUUUCUCUGGAGAUUACAUGGAUUGGCUAGCAUUCCAUGACACCUUUCUUGCACUAAUACACUCGAAUCCGGAUUUGCCUGAAAUUCAAAAAUUUCACUACUUGCGAGCUGCGGUUAAAGGCGAGGCAAGUCAGGUGAUUGAAUCAAUUGGAAUAUGCUCGGCGAAUUACACUCUAGCUUGGCAGGCCUUGGUCAAUCGAUAUGCCAAUGAGUACUUACUGAAGAAACGCCACCUGCAAGCUAUAGUGGACAUCCCCAGUAUGAAGAGAGAAACAGCGGCAUCUUUACAUGCGCUUGUGGAUGAGUUCGAAAGGCACGUGAAAACCCUGAAGCAAUUGAAGGAGCCAACUGAUUCUUGGAGUACGAUGCUGGAGCACCUGGUAUGUAUUCGAUUGCACGAAGAGACUCUUAAAGCAUGGGAAGAUCAUGCGUCCACCAUAAAGGAACCGUCUUACGCCAACUUGGUGGAGUUCCUGCAGCGAAGAAUGCGCGUGCUUGAAUCCAUUUCGGUUAACAUUCAGCAAUCAGGAUCAUCACAUUCGUAUCCGCUUGAUGCGUUCGACUCUAGAAUAUCUACUCAUGUAUCUACUAGUGUGGCUAUGGAAGGUGCAUCCGUUAUGUGUCCAGUGUGCGAUCAACCUCAUCCCUUGUUGAAAUGUUACAAAUUUUCAAGUUUCUCGCUACAGGACAGGCUCAAUUUAGUGAACACUCGCCGUUUAUGCUCAAACUGUCUGCGCGACAAUCAUUUCAUGCGAAGAUGUCCUUCAAAGUUCAACUGUCGAACGUGCCAGAAGCGCCACCAUACAAUGUUGCAUCCGGGAUUCAUGGAUAACGGGAUACACGGUAAUACGUCCACGGGUACUAGUCAAGGCUCUAACCAGGCAGCUACCCAGGUUAACUUAACUACCGCGGGCGAGGAGAACAACCAAUCGAUACCAACAACCAUUGCAUCGGUUAAUUCUUGUGAUACAGGUAGCAGUCUUCCUCUCAGUGGAGUGGAGAAAAACGUGUUUAUGUUAACGGCCAUAGUCAUUGUGGUUGACAAGUUCGGGAACCACCACUUGGCUCAAGCGCUGUUGGAUAGCGCAUCACAGCCUAACCUGAUGACAGAGCGUAUGGCACAACUAUUGGGGUUGCAGCGAGUAAGAUCGAACGUGAUUAUCAACGGAGUGGGAGGACUACCACAGAGGGCUAGAGAGUCUGUAUUUGUCCAGGUGCAAUCUAGAAAAACGAAUUUUUCUUUAGACAUGAAUUGCCUCAUCCUGAAAAAAAUCACAUCCGCUUUGCCCUUUCAAGAUGUAUCGAUAACGGAUUGGAAGCUGCCAACAGACGUGUUCUUAGCGGAUCCGUCAUUCAACAAGCAGGGAGACAUCGAUAUGAUAAUAGGAAAUGAGCAUUUCUUUUCCUGCUUCGUCAAUGCUUGCAGACUGCGAAUCUCCGAAUCACUUCCUUUGCUAGUUGACAGUGUAUUUGGAUGGCUUGUAUCAGGGGCGGCCAACGUAGACACACAGCCCAGUGCCGUAGGCGUGCUGGCAACUUCACUUCAUCCGCUGGAAGAAAGCAUAGAACGGUUUUGGAAAAUUGAGGACUUAUCUAAACAACCUAACUAUUCCUUGGACGAAGCACAAUGUGAACAGCUAUACUCUGCCACUACAACCAGGGACACGAGCGGGCGGUAUGUGGUCCGCCUACCCCGUCGCUCAAACUUCGACGAACUGUUGGGUGAUUCAAAAAGCGUCGCGCUGCGCCGUUUUCAUCUGUUAGAACGAAAGCUGAACCGCGAUAUUUGUUUGAAAAAUGAAUAUCAAAAGUUUAUCGCCGAGUAUCUCGCCCUAGGACACAUGCGACUGGCCAACACAACCAUAGCAGAGCAAUGCUGCUAUCUUCCUCACCACGCGGUGAUCAAAGAAGCCAGUACUACGACUAAGGUACGCGUCGUUUUUGAUGGUUCUGCUAAAACAACAACUGGAAAAUCGCUCAACGACGCCCUGUUAGUAGGACCUGUGGUACAGGACGAACUUUUGGCAAUUGUUCUUCGUUUUCGUACGUAUCCCGUGGCGAUAGUAGCGGACAUCGAGAAAAUGUAUCGCCAAGUACUGAUCCACCCCGGUGACACCCCGCUGCAAAAAAUUUUAUGGCGUUUUCGUGAAACUGAUCCCGUUCAGGAAUACGAGCUUUCAACAGUGACAUAUGGUCUGGGCCCAUCGUCUUUUCUGGCUACCCGCACACUAAAACAGCUUGCAUAUGAUGAAGGAACCAAAUAUCCAAAUGGGGGACCUGCGCUGCUGAAAGGUUUUUAUGUAGACGACUUUAUAGGCGGUGCUGAGUCGACCGAAGAAGCCAUACAAUUGAGGAAGGAACUGACAGAACUACUUGCUAGCGGUGGAUUCAAACUUCGAAAGUGGACUUCGAGCGAUCGCAAAGUACUGGAAGGACUUCCACUUGAUCAAAUCGGCACCCAAUCCUGCCUGAAGUUCGACGUCGAAGAAACGGUAAAAACCCUCGGAAUAAUUUGGGACCCCGGAAAUGACCUGCUCCGCUUCAACAACGACACGCGACCACGGGAAGGCAGUCCUACCAAGCGCUCAAUAUUGUCAGACAUCUCGCAGCUUUUUGAUCCUCUAGGAUUAAUUUCACCAAUAAUCAUUCGAGGUAAAAUGCUCAUGCAACAACUUUGGUUGCUCUCCUGUGGCUGGGAUGAGGAGGUACCCGAUAGUUUGGCAACAAAAUGGUUAAAGUACACCAACCAGCUUUCCAAAAUUGGCGAUUUUCACAUUAACCGAUACGUUCUGCAACCUCAUUGCACGGUUCAGCUGCACACAUUCGCGGAUGCAUCAGAAAGUGCGUAUGGGGCGUGCACUUAUGCGCGAUCAAUCGACUCAUCAGGCAACAUACGAGUUGAACUAUUGGCAUCGAAAUCACGAGUGGCUCCACUGAAACGGUUGACUCUUCCUCGUUUAGAGCUAUGCGCAGCCGAUUUAGCCGCAAAACUGCAUACACAAAUAGUUGAGGCGCUUCAAAUAAAAGUAUCUGCCUCCUACUUUUGGUCCGACUCUAAAGUUGCCCUACAAUGGAUCAAAGCUCCGCCAAACACGUGGCAAACAUUUGUCGCCAACCGAGUAGCACAAAUUCAAGCUGCCACACAAGGUACACAUUGGAAUCACGUCGCAGGAAUCCAAAACCCAGCCGAUAUGAUUUCUCGAGGGAUGGAUGUCAACGAGUUCUUGGAAUGCACAACCUGGAAGCACGGCCCUACGUGGCUUGCAUUGCUUGAAUACCAAUGGCCGAUUUACACUGUUCCUGAAUACCCUCAAGAUGGAGAAGAGCGCCGCAGAAUAAUCGUCGCGUGUACGAACAUGAACUCUGAUACAAAUCCAAUAUUUUCCAAAUUUUCGUCCUUUACCCGUCUAGUGCAUGUUACGGCAUACUGCAUGCGAUUUUUCCAUAACGUACGCCAUAAGAUUCGCAGGCAGUCGAUACCGACAACUAGCAGUAAAACACUCAGCGCCGAAGAAAUAAACCGUGCAAAGGACACUCUCGUUCGAUUGGCACAAGAAGAUGAAUUCAAGGAGGAAUUACACGAUUUGCGCCAACAGAAAGGCGUUUCCAAGCGAUCACCUAUACAUACACUAGCACCUUUUCUAGACCCUGAAGGGCUUCUUCGCGUUGGGGGGAGGUUGAGGUUGUCAGACCAGCCAUACAAUAAAAAGCAUCCAUCCCUAAUCCCGAGUUUCCAUCCUCUUGCACGUAUGCUAGCUAAACACUUCCAUUUAACACUAAUCCACGGUGGCGGCCGUUUAACUCUCGCCGCCAUGAGAGAACAAUAUUGGCCAGUGCAUGGAAGGAGAUUGGUUCGUAGUGUUAUCCGACACUGUUACCGUUGCACUCGAGUCGAUCCCGUUCCCCUGACUCAACAGACUGGGCAGCUACCAGCAACCCGAAUCACACCAAGCCGACCAUUCAACUCUACCGGCAUCGAUUACGCCGGGCCCCUCUAUCUGAAACCGGUGCACAAACGUGCAGCUGCAACAAAAGUAUACGUGUGCCUUUUUGUAUGCUUUUGCACCAAAGCGGUGCACAUUGAGCUAGUAGGAGAUUUAUCGACGCAAGCGUUUUUGUCAGCUCUAAAGCGAUUCGUUUCACGACGUGGUCGACCAGCACACAUUUAUAGCGACAACGGAAAAAACUUCGAAGGUGCCAAAAACACUCUGGAAGAAAUUCAGCGCUUCCUGACGGAUGAAGAUGUCUAUAGCUGGAGCGGCGACGAAGGUAUAACAUGGCAUCUGAACCCUCCUAAAGCACCACACUUUGGUGGAUUGUGGGAAGCUGCGGUGAAAGUGGCGAAAAAGCAACUCUAUCGGCAAUUGGGCAGCUCACGGUUAUCCUUUGAAGAUCUAUCUACUGUUCUAACGCAAAUUGAAGGGAGCAUGAACUCGCGUCCCCUAGUUCCACUAACAGAAGAUCCCAGUGAUCUAGCCUGUCUCACACCUGCUCACUUUUUGGUUGGCUCCACACUUCAUGCUGUUCCGGAACUGGAUAUUAGAAACUUGCCGAUAAGUAGACUGGACCACUAUCAAAAGUUGCAACGCAUCCAUCAACAAUUUUGGCAGCAUUGGCAGGCUGAAUACUUGCAAGAACUCCAGAAGGAUAAUUGCUUUUCUAGUCCCAACCAUGAAAUUCAGCCCGGUCGUCUCGUUGUUGUUAUGGAUGAACAAUUGGUUCCGAUCAAAUGGCCACUCGCCCGCAUCAUUGCGGUACAUCCAGGGCUGGACAAACUGAUUCGAGUAGUGGAUCUCCGGACCGCGCGUGGUAUUAUUAGACGUCCGAUAACGAAAAUCUGCCUCUUGCCGAUGGAAUCCGUAGAGCAGUCAUCAAACGCGGAAAAAAAUGAACAAAGUGAUGUCAUCAACGCACCAACAGGAUCACAAAUGACAGCAACAGUAGCGGCUCUCUCUGGUGCUGAUCUACACACAUAAAUGAAACUACGUGGUUGAAGAUAAGAAGAGCGAAAUUGUAACCCUAAUUUACAGUUAAAGUAAUAUUUAUGGUGACGGUGGAUUGAUAAAGUCUUAUUAGAUUAAUUUAUUAUAAUUAGUUCUCAUCAUUUUAUAUUUUGUA